Ostrinia furnacalis (Asian corn borer) is the source of this 1371-nucleotide messenger RNA. RefSeq names its product gustatory receptor 9 (gene Gr9). The annotation marks the transcript as partial. Gene Ontology annotation, biological process: male courtship behavior; sensory perception of taste; chemosensory behavior. NCBI's taxonomy places the organism in Eukaryota, Metazoa, Arthropoda, Insecta, Lepidoptera, Crambidae. The transcript is spliced from 11 exons. Gene Ontology annotation, cellular component: axon; membrane; dendrite. The record is from RefSeq and is a predicted model, not a curated record.
AUGUUGCUGUCGCGCUCGCACACUCACAUCGGUGUGGAGGCGAGCGAGGUGCGAGGCGACGUGGCGCGGGCGCAAGCAGUGCGCUCGUCGGAGCCUGUCACGCAAAGCGUGGUAGGGGGUUCCCAUGCUUUUAUACUGAGGAUUUCAAGUUUUUUUGGUCUUGCCCCUCUGCGGUUCGAGUCUCGUGCCAACGGGUUCACUGUCUCUCUAUCCAGUGCCAUGUGCAUCUAUAGCUAUAUUCUAGUCAGUAUUUUAAUUAUAUUAACAAUAUACGGGCUGGUAGCCGAAAUAAAUGCAGGCGUCCAGCUGUCAGUGCGCAUGUCGUCGCGAAUGUCUCAGGUGGUAUCGACAUGCGACGUACUAGUGGUGGUGGCCACAGCGGCGGCGGGAGUUUAUGGUGCACCGACGCGCAUGAGGAACAUGAUCAAACUCAUGGACAGGAUUGUUUCAGUGGACAACACCCUCAGUGGGCAAUACUCGGCGGUGAUGGAGCGCAAACUGUGCGCUAUACUGCUGGGACUGCUCAUCUUCUUCUCGGUCCUCAUCGUGGACGACUUCUGCUUCUAUGCGACGCAGGCCAAGAAGGUCGAUAGAGAAUGGGAGAUAGUCCUAAACUACAUCGGCUUCUACCUGCUCUGGUACGUGGUGAUGAUCCUGGAGCUGCAGUUCGCGUUCACAGCGUUAUCGGUGCGCGCGCGCUUCCGAGCGCUCAACGAUGUGCUUGCGCUGACGGCACGAUGCGUUGCUGUACCCGUGGAAAAAAUCCGAAGGCCGACUCCCCUGAACAUCUUCGCGAUCAAAGUGACCCCAAACGACCUGCAGCGGUCCGAUGACGUCAGUCUACUCAUGGACGCCACGCCGAAAAGACGACCUACCGUCAUUGUGAAGAGAAGUGUGAGCGGAGAGUCCCGCCUCAUCGUGUCCCCUUGCGAGGCGAUAUACGGCUUAGCAUCCCUCCAUGGCACCCUCUGCGAGGUGGUGCAUCGAAUAGACGACAGCUACGGCAUCCCUCUCAUUGUGAUCCUCAUAUCCACGCUGCUUCACCUGAUUGUGACGCCUUACUUCUUGAUUAUGGAGAUCAUUGUAUCAGCCCACCGAGUGCAUUUUCUGGUUCUACAGUUCCUGUGGUGCGCCACUCAUCUGCUGAGGAUGUGUGUGGUCGUGGAGCCUUCACAUUAUACUAUACAAGAGGGCAAAAGGACCGAGGGUCUGGUCUGCCGGCUGAUGACGUCAGCACCCACUACCGGCUUACUGCCCACUCGGUUGGAGCUGUUCUCCCGCCAGCUGAUGCUGCGCUCCGUGUCCUACACCCCUUUGGGCAUGUGCACCUUGGACCGGCCGCUGGUUGCUUCGGUUAGUAUCUUUAUCUUA